GAUUGAGGUUGAUGUGCAGACACGCGCUCAAUCAUACACACACAGAAAUGAACAUAGUGAAUUGAGUGUCUGAAUUACAGUGAGUAGACAAAUGAUACAAUAGUUGAAAGGGCUUGCUACAAGGUUAUUAAUAAACGUCGUCCUAUAGUGAUUUGCACCAUAAUAUUCAUUUUUGUUAUCGAUUGCUAAUGAAUCUGUUGUCUUGAGUGCUGUUAAAGGUAUGGGGGCGGUAAUCACUUCCCGAUUGUCCAUACAGUGGAAGGGUUCUUCUCGAGAUACCUGAAGAGGAAAUUAGAUUAAAGGUCGACCUGAAAGCGUGAUCGCAAUGUCCAAGGGAUAACUGCUCGAGGUCGGUUACACAUAACCUUUUUGUGGGUAAUUUUCGUGUUAGCUCCGUACUUGUUGAAACCUUACCGCUGGAGACGGAUAUCCGUGGGAUUAGGCGAGAUGUGCACUUUUAGGGUCGACCUUUUCUAACCCUACCCCUCCUUGUGCUAAGGCAGCAUCGUUGUUAUGCUGGUUUUCUGAGGGAAACAGCUUAUUGCCGUCAAACCUUUGUAUAGUCAGCAGUACGACUUCGCCUUCGGACCUUAGUUUGCCGCUUUUAAUCUUACCGUUCUUCAACCGACCUGUCUGGCAUGGUAGGACCUUGAUGAACUAUUGUUCCAGCCAGUAUAACUCGAUUGGUUCACCACUUUAGACAAGCCCGACCACCACAUCAAGGUAGCUAAGGAGUUGAUUAUUCUGUUUACUCUCAAACUCAAACUGAUGGUACAAUAUUAACUUUUUUUUUACCGUCAACGUAACUACAGGGAAAACUGAAUGGAGUUACGAUAAAGGAUAUUUAUAUCAUCGUUAAAUAUAUGGUGAGAUUAUUUGCUAAUUAUGGAUUGGAAAGUGGGUAAACUAUUACUUAAACAUGUCUUCCUUGAAGGCUUGUCAGUCUACACAAAUUUCAACAGUUAGCCAUUAUCAACGUACAAUCUGGGGAAAGUGUGUAUUUCCCCAAGUUACCAUGUUAACACGACGAGAGUGAAGUAAGAUGAAUACCAAAAGAGAUCAAGAUAAUAUAGGAACAAUGAUAUUAGGAGUGACUGGACAUUAGGAAUAUAGAACAAAAAGGAAAAGCAGAGAGGUGUUGUGUAUGAUUGAGUACUGGAAUUCAAGAUCAAGACGACGAUUAGGGGUGAAUACAUCUGCUUCGUUGUGAACAAUUUUGAACCAUUGACAGGGGUUAAUGCAUGGACAUCAAACAGGUAGUCUGCACCUACAAAAACGGAUCAAGCCAAAAUUAAUUGACUUCAUGGAGUGAUGAAAUCUCUUGAUUUGGCUAUCCAUAGUUUUCUUUCAACCUACUCCUACACCAGUAAACAUCGCUCAUCGAACGAGGCGGUGGUUAGACAUACGUCACACAUACCCUAAAUUUCUCAGUCAAUGAAGAUUUACAACUUCACCAAUCUAUUUGCCUAGUACCUAUGACUAACUUCAUCAUCAUUCACUCCAUAAAACACGAACAGUGUUUAGAGGUUAGCUAUGAUUAAAAACCUACAGCCUACACAGUUAUCGUUAUCCGUAUGGUGAGCUGGGAUGCCAUAAAACUCACCUAAGUAUUUCUCAGUCUGACACAGUUUACCACCUUGGAUGUUAAAAUCACUUGUUGAGAUUAUCACUCCUGAGCUCCUGUUUUUUUUCUGAAGCAGAUUAUUCAGUUUCCUGUAAAACUCAUUUCCAUCGGAGCCGCAAUUAGUAGGGCUACUAUUCCAGUGAGACAGACCAGAUAUAAGCGGCUGCCAGUAGGAAUCUAAUCAAAAAGUAUCUCUUUAUCUUUCAAACUUAGUGCCACAUAUAUGCCUGCAAGAUCACGAGAAUUUACUGUCGCGUCCGCAAAUGCACUUGAAAUAAUUCGCGUUGGCUCUCUAUACUGGCUAGUUGAGGUCAAGUUGAUGACCAUGCUAGGAUCCUCAAUAUGUUUCGGUUAUAUCUAGAGCUUAGAUUCUUAAUAUACUGCUUAUGACUUGAGCACUCGAACUCUUGAACACUCCCAAGUCGCAAAUAAGAAAACAAGUGAAAGGAGUGUUAUUCCAAACAGUGUCAAUUAUAGUGAAAAUUCCCAUUUUGCCAUUUGGUAAAUAAAGAAGAAGCGAAUUGAGCGAAAUUUCUUUUCAAUUAGUUUUUCAUCAUGGUUCUACACUAAUAUAUAUAUAUUAUUUACAAUAAUGAUAUAAUACUCAUCGAGUGGAUACGUUACGUAAUAAUUACAUAGUGACAUUUGAAUUAAUAUUGAGUAAUUGGAAGAAAGAGAAUUAUUAAUAAUCAAAGUAAUUAUUCAAAAUCAAGACGUUGCUAUGUUGCGUAAUAUAUGAAAAAGAGAGAAAGAACAGAAUUUUUUAAUGGAUGGUCAAUAGAAUAGUAGUUACGUAAGAAUCAAGAGAUGAAUGUUGAGAAGUUCUAAAGUUCAAAAGUAACAAACAAAAUUACAAAAGUAAAAAAAUAAAACAAAAAAACAAGUGGAAGAAGUAUACAAAAUAGUUAAUUUAAAUGUCAUUAUGUAAUUAUUACGUAACGUAUCCACUCGAUGAGUAUUAUAUCAUUAUUGUAAAUCAUAUAUAUAUUAGUGUAGAGCCAUGAUGAAAAACUAAUUGAAAAGAAAUUUCGCUCAAUUUGCUUCUUUAUUUACCAAGUGUCAAUUAUGGUACAAAACUGUCAGGUAUUUAAAGUUCUUAGAAAAAAAACGAAAUCAUAAUCACAGUCCUCUAAUCCUCAUACAGGGGGUUAUUAGCAUUUGUCCAACAAAGGAAGCUACACGUAAUGAUUCUGGAAUAUUCUUCCAAAAGAUGAUUGGAUGGAAUAUCUUCAGCUUUUCUUGAGCUUCUUAGAGCUUCCUCGAGUUCACCUGUGGACUGUACUCACAGUUUCAUAAACACUAUGGAUCGGGAAUACAAGACUCUAGUACCUUAGCUAGUGACAUCUCUCGUCCGAUUUAACAUAGGGUUCGGACGUUGAAAGCCCCAACAUGUAUUUUGAUGUAGGAUUUCAAGAGAUCUGGGAUAGCAUUCUGUAGACUGCAAUUGUUAGCAUCGGUGGGACAUAUGAAAGAAGUCAAGGACAGAAGAUGAAGGUAUAUGGUGGAACUAGUAGAACUCUUGCGUAAUGAAGAUAGGGUUUGAUUAUGAAAAAGGCAAUUUUGUGUGCUGUUAGAGGCAUGAGGGCGAUCAUCACUUGUCAUGUCCACAUUGUCACAGUAUACUUAACUUGAGGUCUUAGUAGUAGCUUACUCCUAAUUACUAAAUUACCUAGAUUAGUUUGAUCGGUUUAAACACCUUUGGUAUUGUGUUUGCUUCCGUUGUAAUAGGGAGCAGGUUGACAACCGAUAAGUUGGAUAAACGAAUUAAAUGAAAGCCAAGUAUACAUAUAUUUAACAAUACCUUGAACCAAACCAUAGUAUCUAUAGCUAAUGCGACGAGAUCAUCAAAAAACACAAAACCAUCCAUGAGCAUCGCUGUUCAAAGUUCACAAUCAUUUAUAAGAGUGGAUACAAAAUAGUCAAUCAUACUUCAGUUAUAUACUUUACCGUCAAGCGCUCCUCAGAUAUCCUCUUAACACUACUCAAAAAGAUAGAUGUAUGGUCUAUAUGAAUAAAAUGUAACACUAUAAGAAACCUGAAAAGUCAACUGAAUCGGAAGUACUCUUUAUCACUUGGGAGCGUAGCCGUAGUGCCAAAGAGAUAACUACCGGUAACAUGGCUUUUUUUCAAGUGGUUUUAGAUAAGUUACCUCUGUACUGUUAAGGCGUUAACGUUGACGACGAAGUUGUAUGUUUGUUUAUUUAUUUGAACACAAAUAUUGGUACAAGGAGGCACCAAAUAGAUAUGCGCCAUAUAAAUCAUUCGAUUUGUGUGUGGGCUGUGAUACUGCCCAAGUGACCAGACCGAAGCAGGUGGUUUUCUUAAGGAGCCACACCCGGAGCCUUCGACUUAAAGAUCUGAUCCACAAGGCAGUGGAGAAAAGUCAGAAGAUGCAGUUACAUGGUAGCCGGUGACCAAUAACUGGUUCAUACUCCAUUUGUUCCGUCAGGAUACUGGAGCCCAUGUGCUCCACUGGUUUGUAAUCAGGGUUUUCCAACUCCCGUAGGUAAAUCCUCCAUAUCCACCAACUCGGUUAAAGCUCAGAAGUUGGCGUUUCGUCCUCUUAAUUCCGUAAACAACAUGAAUGCCGCGAGAUGGUAGUGAUUAUGACUUCCGUGACAGCGGCUGUAUACGCGUGGUCAUGUGAGAGGAUUUGGAGAGGGAGAGCUAACUCCUCACUCGACCAUACCAGGGCAUUUGUGUAUAUCUUCCCUAGUCCCCUCCGGUCUUUGUAAGAAUUUAGUGUUCCUGAAGGUUCUGAUUGUCUGAGGGUAACAUCCUACUUCCGCCACACUUCUAUACAAUUGGUAGUACCGCUUUGCCUUCGGACCAUGAGCUUUCUACUCACCAUUCUCGAAUCGACGUUCCUGGCAUAAUAGGAUUUAUAGAAACAAGUUUUCUAGCCACUAUAACUCGAAUGGGUUACCAUGGAGAAGCUGUAGAAGAGGUGGAAAUUCUUUACACACUUGGAGAGUAUCAUUGAUAAACAAGGGCGAUUUGAUGCUCAUGUGAAGGCAUGGAUGGGGAAAUCAAGAGCAGCAUUACUACAAUUGAAGAAUACGUAUGACUCGAAACGACUCAGCCAACACCAAAGUCAGGUUUUUCAAUGCAAACGUCGGUAGAAUUUUAUUAUACGGGGUUUAAACUUGAAGAACUACUACAACCAUCAAUAUAAAGGUACAAGUAUUUAUAAACAAGUGUCUACACAAGACAUUAAAUCCAUUGGACAUGCACUGUCAGCAAUAACUUAUUGUGGCAGAGGAAGAUCAACCCUCCGUUGAAGGGGAAACUAAGAAAAGACACCUGGGUUGAUAGGACACAUCGCGGUAAUAAUCAAACUGCAUCCCAAAACACGCCCUAACUUGGAAUCUUGAAGGCAAAAGGAAUGGAGAUAGAUCAAGAAACACGUAGCUUCGGUAAUUGGAGAUCGACAUCAAAAGAAUAGCGCUUGGGGACGACUUGUAAGAAGGUCUAAGGUCGGAGUAGGUUGGAGUAUGCUGGUCGGUGACCUAUGAUUCACGGGUGUUAACAGGAGUAAUUAAGGGUCACUGUGAUAGGCAAGUCCGACUAUCAUGUGAAGGUUGAUGCUACGGUCUGAUAUAUUCACCAACCUAAUAAUGUCCUUGAAAUGAAAGGUUUCUUCAUGUGAUUAUCAGAUUAAGAAGCUAUGUCCUUAAUGAAUGUUUAGAAUUGAAGAGGGAUAGCGAAAUCGGGCAACUCAGAUUAAUUCUAUUCUUAGAUGGGAAGUUCGCCAUUAUCCCUUCCUAUGACAUUUGCUACAACAAUGCUCUUUAUGUGGGCAGAACCUUUUAUAAUGCCAACCGCCACAAGACCAACAUGGGGAUGAGGGCUGAUUGUCUGUGUGCGACAGUUUUCUUGGGUAGGAAUCUUUCUUUCCGCUUACAGCAUGAACGUAUGGCAACUGGCCAUUAUUUUCAACCAUGGAAGUGUCAUGCUUUAGGUUUACCAAUCUCUGGCCCUCUGUAUUUACUUCUUGUAGUGUCAUAUUCGGGCAUUGUUCAAUUUUACUCAAAAUUCUGGUUCUAAUAUCAGCAUCUUCGGGAGAUUGGAGGCUGCACACAAACACGAGACACUUAAACUGAUCUUCUGUCAUUGCUGAUAGUUUGAAGCGCUCACAUUCACAGUUUAGCAACCCCGCAUGCUUCACCCAGUCAUCAUCACCUGCCUUUGUUAUCUUGAGACAUUGAUAACGAAUAUUAAACAAGGAUGACUGUUCAGCAAAGAUUUGCAACAAAAUUUCAGUCGUUGCAUCAAAAGAAAAAUCUCGUGGAUUCUUUAGAAGGAUAAAGUUACUGUAACGUUCAUGUUCAAACGUUCCAAGUUUUCGCAAGAGUAUUCUGACCUUAGCGGCGUCAUCGAGUUUUUUUAAGUCGACCUUAGACAAAUCUUCAUAUUUCUUGAACCAGGGUUCAAAUGUAAUGCCAGCCGAACCAUCGGAAUUAAAUUCAUGGAUGAAAUUAAUGAUGUGGUCAACAUGAGAUCUGAAGGGAUCAUCUGUAACUUUUUGAUUCAGGUUCAUUUUCUGGGUUAGCAUCUCUAUCAUGCGCAUCUGGAACUGUUCAAAACAUUUUUCUUGACGUUCCAGCAAGGCUUCAAAUUGUUCAAAGGUAAAUGACAUCUUGAUACGAUAACUCCGUCGCCGGUUGUUAUAUUUUGAAGGUUGUUUUCUUAAUAUACCGCGUAUAACUGAGCACUAGAACACCAAAACCCUUCCAAGUCGCUAUAAGAAGACAGAAGACUAAUGAAAGGAAUAUUAUUCCAACAGUGUCAUUUUUAGCACACAAUUGUCAGCUAAAGUAUCGUGGAGAUAUCAAUUCAAGUCUUGAAACCAUAGAUGUAGUUGACAGUCGUUUCAAAAUGUGUUCUCUAGUGAAUCAAAAACACAUAUUUAUUUAUUUGAACACAAAUAUGUUUUAUAAUUCAAAUUGGAUUUAUCAGUUCUACUAUUGAAAUGUUCCAAAUAUAUACUCGUGCUGUUGACGAGUGUUUUUUGCACAGCAAGAAUACCCGAGUGAGACUAUCUAUGAUACUGCAUAUCUUUAAUUUCAUACAAGUCCUUCCUAUUUUUAAUCCGAACAAAUCCAUUUUCGCUUUUAGAAUUGACUAAACAAGCAUUUAUGGACCAUUUUGCCAUGCUACAUUCCCCCGCCUACGCAUCAACAAUUCAAUCAGAACUUGAACGCGAACACAAUCGACAAGCUGAGUUAUUAAAACACACAAAAUUUUUGGAACAGUCUAUCGCUAAAUUGCAUUCAGAUGGGACAGAUUUAUUAAAUCGGUUCACAAAACGCCUAGGUAUCCUAAUCACCACACCGGCUGCAUUUUUCUCUCAAGCUCGAAGGUUAAUCAAACAGCAUCAUGUUUUGGAGGAGAAGAUUGCUGAAUUUCGAAGGCAGAUAUCACUACUAUCAUCUGCCAAUCAAGAAUUAGUGAGACGUCACCAUAUUGAGGCUGCACGUCUUUUAGCCACUGCAACAGCGAUUAAAUCAGAUAAUUCAUUUCAAAAUCAACAUCCUACAUUGAAUAAGUUAAUCUGCUCUGGAAACGAUGUUAAAGUAACUGAAAUAAAUAAAAAUGGAUUUCAUUAUAAUUCUGACAAUAUGUUACCAUCUUCCACUUCUUCUGAAUCAAAUUAUCGAAAUGCUAUUUCGCUGAACUCAGUAGUGAUACCACCACCACCAUCGUUAACUAAAGUUUCUCAUAAUACACUAAACUGCAAUAAAUUCGGAAUCCCUUCAAUUGCCACUUCAGAUAACUUAGUAUCCGCUCAUGAAAUGAAUCAACAGCAUUCACUGAAUCCUAUAAAAUCUUCAAAUAUCAAGCUUAGAACAUCAAACGGUGCACCUUCAGUUUUGCGUAAUAAUACUGAUGUUCAUAGAUUUGCACCGGUAUUAAUAAAAACUGUGAAUACAAGUAACCAUUCUGCCGUUUCAGUUCACACUACCAAUAAUAAGGCAGAUCGCGAUCAUAAAGUUAUUACUGAUAAUAGUAAUAAUCAUAACAACACUAAUAAUACCACUAAUAACGGCACUAAUCAUAGAAUUGAUAAACACAUGAAUAUACCUCCUCCACCACCUUUACUCCCUAUGCACAUUCAUUCGGAUGUUUAUGUGGAUGGUGCAUUAUCAUCCGCUAAAUCUCCCACCGAUUUCAACAAACAUAAGUAUUGUAAUAGUAAUAAUAAUCCUUCAUUACUCCCCGAACUGAAUCGUUCAUUUAUUACAUGUAGAACCGAUUAUGAUAUGUCACUUAUUCAAUCAAAUUAUCGUUCUCAUACCAAAUCAAUGCAUGCUUCUCUCCAAGAUUUAAUUCUUGAUGAGUUCUCUCGUGAAACACCAUGUAUUUCGGUGAGUAAUUGUCCUACUGUUACUAAAACUAAUAAAAACAGAAAUGUUUACAGUAUGUCAGAUUCUUCAUAUAGUUGUCAGUACGAGAAUAAUCCAGAUCCCCUUUUUCAACGUCACAACCACCACAAUCAUAAUCAUAAAAUUCUUCAUCCUAAUUACAUAGAUUACAGUCACCAAUUGAAUUUACCACCACGUAAACGACACUGGGAUUCAUCUAACUACAAUCCUACAACUACUAAUAAUUAUGGUGAAGAGUGCGAACCCCCCAAAUUGUCUCGUGAGUGUAAGAGUACAGACAUGGAGACCUAGCUUUAGCCACUGCUAAUACUGCAUAUAAUACUAAUAGUUCUAACCUUUCUUAAAUAUUCAAGUGUAAAUUUGGUGUCCAUCGUCACUUCUUUUAUUGGUUUUAUAUCAUAUUUUCACUACACUCUCUCUAUUCAAAACUGUCAAAAUUGUUUACUUGCUUUAAAACUGUAUUUUCUUUUUGAAAUUACUUGUUUUCUCUUCUACAAUCUUGAUAAGAAAACGAAGUUACCGCUACAACUGUGAAAUUUAAUGUGCAUUGUUACCGUUCAAUGAUGAUUUAAUCUAAUUUCACACGUCAAUAACACAUAUCUAUAUUUAUGGAUGUAAAUACGUCUAUGGUUCUUUUACGCACAUUUUUCAUAUGAUUAGGAAUGAAAUUCCUUACCAUUUGUUUUUUCACAUACUUAUUUUCAAGAAAUCAUGUAGUACGUUUUUUUAAAAAUCUUAGGCAAUUAUAUUUCUCUAGAUAUAAUAAGAAGAAAGCUGUCCAUGUAUUGCUUACCAUAAUUUAGUCUUUAUAACGAAAUCUUUCAAAGAACAUGUAUGUAUGUACUUACGUGAAUAUAACAGAUAAUCACACUACUGUUAUCAUAAUUAUGCACAUUUCUGUUUUAAAUGUGUCUUUCUCAUAUCACCAUUGCUUUGAAUUUCCAUUUCUUGAAUGUGUACACAAGUAAAAGGAUGUUUCAGAAUGUCCAGUGUAAACUUCCACAGUGCAUCGACUUAUUCAUUAAGAGAACAUACGUUGCCAGGUUAUUUGUUAUAUUACGUUUUUUUUUAUCUUCUAGAAUUUUUUCGAGAUUGUUACUACUUACUUUUCACUGAGAUAUAUUGUUUUUGCAUCUAGAUGAUACAUUUAAUGGUAGUUAACGUUGUCUUGAUACCUACACAGCUUUAAAAAGUGUUCCUAUUGUUGUCCAGAUAUUUAACUUCUCAUCCAGGUCUACUAGUUUAUAUUUCUUACUAACAAUUUUUGGGAAUCAAAUAGGUUUAUCUCUGCGUAUAUUUCAGUUACCUUGUAAAUAAGGUGUUAACAAUGUCAUCUUAGUGGACAUUUAUAUGGUGAUUAUAUCUGCUGGUGUUAUUGUUACAGUGGUAAUGAUUAUGUCUAUUUGAUAUUCAAACUUUUGUAAGUUCUUGUUCUCUGGAAGUUUUUCUAUUCUCAAUGGACUAAAAGUUGGUGGGAUCAUAUGCGUGUCUGAUUUUGCCCAUCAUUGAAACUGGUUACUAUUCGUUUCGGAAUGAACAGAUACAUAUUGCUUUCUGUAUCUUCAGUUUGUAGACUUGGAAAUUUUCCUAACAAUUUGUACUACUAUUACUUUCUAUUAUCAUCUAAUUGUGAGGAUUGAAAUUUUAUUAUGUAUGUCAAUUAUGCUGAUGAAUUUUAAUAAGUAAUUUCUUGUUUUCUUACUGCCACGUUCCUAAUAUCUUGAAAGAGAAAAUUUAAAAGCCGUUUUGUAUAUUGACGUUUAUCUUUCUGAUUUUACCCAUUUGUGAGCGGUCUUAAUAUUGUCCUCGUUUGUAUUAUGGUAUUUCCUUCAAUAAUAUCUCAUACCAUUCACUUAUUGUGUAUCCUGGGCAUUAUGAAGUAGUUUGUUUUAAAAAUUAAGUUUUCUCCUUCAGGCGUUUCCCUCUAUUAUUUAUUGAAGAGGGGUAAUGAUACUUCCCUGUAUAUACAGAAGGUAUUAUAAGUUCGAAUAUGUGGCUCAGUGGUUUAAGCGUCCCUACAUCACUGUGAACUAAAUAACUUUGUUUCUCGACAGGUUGAUUCCAUAGCUUUUAUUUAGUAAAUUAAGAUCAGUUCACGAAGUUUAGCAGAAUCAUGAUUUCGAUACCUAAGUCUACUCUUCUGACAUUAUAUCUUGGAACGCCAUACAGCUGUCUGGCGUACCAUAGUAUCUGUUUCCAACAUAACAUCACUACGUGCACUGAUGACAUUUCAUAGGGACACCAUUAUUGGCCUUCUUUCAACUUAUCUCCAUCGUUGCCACCAUUUUACGUCACGGUAUAGAGUGUUCACUCUUCUUGGUGGGUGUUUACAAUACUAUUCACAGUUGGUUAUAUAAUAUACCCUUGUGGGCCAGGGUAAUUUUACAUUGGUUUUCA
Schistosoma haematobium is the source of this 10407-nucleotide messenger RNA. Its product is annotated as Histone-lysine N-methyltransferase, H3 lysine-79 specific, variant 2. Lineage: Eukaryota; Metazoa; Platyhelminthes; Trematoda; Strigeidida; Schistosomatidae. The transcript has 4 exons. Gene Ontology annotation, cellular component: nucleus. The coding region runs from base 6763 to 8301 and encodes 512 amino acids. Gene Ontology annotation, biological process: regulation of transcription regulatory region DNA binding; DNA repair; DNA damage checkpoint signaling. Gene Ontology annotation, molecular function: histone H3K79 methyltransferase activity. The record is from RefSeq and is a predicted model, not a curated record.